CACAAAACUCAAUAGGCGUAGUCACUCGAUUCCUACAACAGCACUGUGCGUGCAGUACGAACUUUCACAUAAACUUCAGAGCGUUACUUUUUGUCAUGUCUGCGAGGAGAGUGGUGCUUUUCGAUUUAGGGGGAGUUCUCAUGACCCCCGCCCCGCAACUCACGUUUCAGAAGUAUGAGGAAUCGCUCGGUAUCCCCAGGGGUUUCCUCCAGAAAACCAUUGUCAAUGGAGGGCCAGAGAAUCCAUUUUUUCGAGCCGAGAGGGGGCAGAUCACACUUUCUCAGUUUGUUCCAGAAUUUGAAGCAGAGUGCAAGAAGUCUGCCAGCAGCGAGGGAGUCACCUUGCCCCCUCAGUUCUCUGUCCAGCGCCUGUUUGAGGAGGUCACAGCAGCCUUGAAGAUCAACAAGCCCAUGCUAGAGGCGGCUGUGAGACUACAGGAUAGCGGUUUCAAGACCUGCGUCCUGACCAAUACUUGGGUGGACGACUCUGCUCAGAGGGAGGGCACUGCCCAGGCACUCUCCUCCCUGAGCGGACACUUCAACCUGCUCAUUGAGUCCUGCCGUGCUGGGAUGAGGAAACCGGAGCCUGCUUUCUACUCCUUAGCCCUGGACAAGCUCAACGCCAAACCACAGGAGGCAAUUUUCCUGGAUGACAUUGGUGCAAAUCUGAAGGUGGCUCGAGAGAUGGGUAUGGCCACUAUUCUGGUUGGAGACACCACAGAGGCCCUGAAGGAGCUGCAAACUCUCUCUGGAGUCCAGCUCCUUGGCUGUGAAGAGUUUAUGCCUUCUUACUGUCGGCCCACGGAUGUUGCUCAUGGAUUUGUUUCAAUCAAGCCUGGAGUGAAAAUCCAUUAUGUGGAGAUGGGAGAUGGGCCACCCCUCUGCCUGUGUCACGGAUUCCCUGAAAGCUGGUUCUCCUGGAGAUACCAGAUCCCCGCUCUCGCUGAUGCAGGUUUCAGAGUCCUGGCUCUGGAUAUGAAAGGCUACGGUGAAUCUACAGCGCCCCCUGACAUAGAGGAGUAUUCCCAGGAAGAAAUCUGUAAGGAUUUGGUGGCCUUCCUGGAUAAAAUGGGCAUUCCCCAGGUAACCCUGAUUGGUCAUGACUGGGGCGGUUCAGUUGUGUGGAAUAUGGCGCAGUGCUAUCCUGAAAGAGUCAGAGCUGUGGCUUCACUAAACACCCCCCUCUUCCCCGCCAAGCCCGAUGUGAACCCCAUGGAGAGAAUUAAAUCUGUCCCUAUCUUUGACUACCAGCUGUACUUCCAGAAACCAGGUGUGGCUGAGGCUGAAAUGGAAGAGAAUCUGGAGAGGACUUUCAAACUGAUGUUUGUUGGGAGCGGAGAUGAGGACCCGAAAAAUCCUUCCUUGAACACCGCUGGUGUCUGCAAAAGAGGUGGUCUGUUUGUGGGAAAGCUGCAGGACCCUCCCAGAAGCCGAAUCCUGAGCGAGUCGGCACUACAAUACUACGUCCAGCAGUACAGCAAGACUGGCUUCAGGGGUCCACUGAACUGGUACAGGAACAUGGAAAAGAACUGGCGCUGGGCCUGUGCUACCCCAGGGGGAAAGAUUAUGGUGCCUGCUUUGAUGGUAACAGCAGGGAAGGAUCCAGUUCUGCUUCCAGUAUUUACAACUGGCAUGGAGAAUUUGAUUCCCAACCUAACAAGAGGACACAUUGAGGAAUGCGGACACUGGACACAAAUGGAGAGAUAUCCUUCUGUCUGGUGUUAAUGGCUGAAGUGUAAUGCUGGCUCCAGGGAUCAGCUUAUUUUGCCUCCCUGGCGCACCAGCACACACAACGGCUGCGAUGCUGGCUCCGGGGAUCAACCAAAGUGCGGCCUCCCCAGCGCAUCAGCAUGACAACCGUCUGGAUUGAGCUAAGUAGGGUACAUCUCUGGGGUUUUCAAGUGGGCACCUUCCAUCCUCAGUGUUUCGUCGACUAGCCCACGACACCUCAAGAUGUUUGAUGCUAAAGUUUAAACAUUUAGGAAAUGAAAUGGAAUCUUAACACCCCUGCUGUGAUUUCUAUUAUUUGAAGAUAUUUUGGCAGCAUCCCCUGAGAGGCUAUUACAGUCCCCUAUUGCUUACUUCACUCUUGUUCUAAUAGGGAAAUGGAGCAGAACUUGUAAAUUGGAUUUCUCUCCUUCCUACUCUAGUAUCACAAAAGCCAUGCUUCCAUCUGCCAUGGGGACCAUGUUGAAAGCAGCUUGAAAUUCAUCAACAUAAAACCGAUAUCAAUGUGGGGUUAACUUCAGUGCCCCCCCCCCCCCCCCAUAUUUCUAGUUUAUGUAUUUGUUCAUGAGACAGCAGUCUUAUCAGAUGUAUAAGUGUAGUUGCUACUGAUGGGCCAUAAUAGGGACAUGACUUGUAGAAAAUGAAAGUUAAUUAGUUGGCCUGUCCUUUGCUGAUAUAAAUUUGUAAAUACAUCUGUAGCUUAACCUUCAGUUCAGAACAAGCAAAAGAGCUCGCUAAAGUCUUUCAGCAGUCGUAGAAAAUCACUGCUGAGAGUUAUACUCUACUCUGUCAUUUACAAGUCAUUUUCCAUGUUAUAGUACACUUCAAAGUAGAAAUAAUUGAUAAACUGAGUACUCUGCAGACUUGCUUAUUUCAUAGUCAGCCAGGCAAAUAAUUGAAUCAAUUAGCACUUCCUAGGUGUUCCGAGCCACAGUCUUAUUAACUUGAACGUGUCACCCCUCCAGGAGGACUGCAGCACUGAGGAAGCCCACAGUUUAAAACUGAACUACAGGCUUAAAUCUAAAAUGAAUUAUCUACAUUUUCAUUUUGGGAUUUCAUGUGUAGGUUUUUUUUUGUUCAUUCUUGUCCAUUUUUGUUAGAUAAUUGGAGGAAGAUAUUUGUCUUGCCAAAGCAUUUUAAAUAGAAAGUCAUUUCUCUAACCUUUCACUUCUCACUGAAUGUUUCAGAGUCCAUGUUUAAACGGGUAAUGACUGGGCAGUUUCACUUCCGGUGAUGAGUGAUGAAGUGUAUUUUAUUAUAUAGUGGACUGCACUUUUGAAAUUGCUAUGGGUGAGGUUUAAUAGGCACUACUGAAAGAAUCCCAAAUUUGAGACAUUGUAACCCCAUGACUACCUUCCCAACAGCGUCACUCCACGAUAUUCUUCAUUAGACCCCUAAAUAAUAGCUGAGAACAGUUAACUUUUAAAAAAUACACUUAAAAAGACAAAAUAUUUAAAGCUUAUGUAAAGCCUAUGUAAAUAUAACAAAUACAAUGCAACACAUUAACUGCUGUUGGUAUGUUUGCUGCAGGUCACAUGAUCUGCUAGCAGCUAGACAAGUGGUACCAGGAAGCAGCAGCGCAAAAGGGGAUCAAUUUUUGCUUGUAUGAAAAUGUAUUUUUAAAACUUGUGUUUUUAUUUAUUUUUUACUCAAAAGUAGACAUCAAAACUGCCUCUACUCAAAAUAUUACCAAACAUAAAAAAGCAACCUGCUGCUGAGAGGAAGCAGGCCAGGCUGUCACUGAAGUGGGUGAUACUGUAUAAAUUGUCCUCCCCUCCUUGACUCACAAAGCAGAGUGAGGGAUUUCCAAUCAUGGGUGCAGCACCACCAAUCACGCUUCAGUGUGACACGGAGUGAACAAAAUCCCUAUUCCCAGCUGCAUUAUCAAAGGCUUCAGUCUGAAGCUCAUUCAAUACAUCUUCAGUGACAUUUGUUCUACAUGUAGACACUGGGCUUAUUUUCCUUAUUUUCCACCUGAAGAAAAUCCAACAUUUUCCGCAGCCGUUUAGUCCUGCGUUCACGAGUCUCCUCCCAUUAGUACUAGGCUGUUACAGAUUUUUUGUUUUCUAUAAAACUUCCUUUCUCAGUCUCUUGUGCUCUCCCUUUCCAACUCAAGAGUCACAUUCCCUAAAAAUAAAAAAAAAUGUCAAAAAAGAUAUUUUUUUAAACUGAAACUGCAAAUAAAUAAAUGACAAUAUUGUAUUCCUGAUUGAUCACCUUGCUAUAGCAAUAUAAAGCAUCUUUCCAAACACAGAAUACUGUAAUUAUUAUAUAGAUUUACCUUCCAAAAAUUUGACAGUCACAAACAUGCAUUGCAAGUGAGUAGAUUCAGCGUAAGUUUAAAAUGUUUUUUUUUUUUUUUUUUUUUUUUACUGAAAACCCGAACUUAUUGGUCAUGUUUUUCUGGCAGUUCCCAGGCAAGCUAUGUGGUUUGCAAUAGAUAAUUACUUAGGAGUACCAGUUAAGGACCUCCACAUCAGGCAUUAAUGCUUAAUUCUUGUAAAUUUCUUUCAAAACACAUGGAGUAGAUUUUAUAUGUUUAUCCAGAGGAGUCAUUAAUCACCUGGGGGAGUCAUCAAUUAUUCUUAACACCACUGAAUCUUACCGGAGAAUUCUUCCAUUUAAUCUUAUGAACAUCAUAUUAGGGGGACUGUGUGUAAAGAAAACAUCAGUGUGGUUAUGAGGGGCUUUUAUUCACAAACAAGCACGCUUCAAUAUUCAACCCUUUGUAAGUAAGUAAAUCCUUGAAUUUCAGAAAUCUGCACCCAAUUGCUGUAUCUCUCAAAUGCUAGCUGGGACACAUGAUCCAUCGGAAGCGCCUUGGCAAAGAUGCAUGGGAUACCCUCCCACCGUUCACAUCCCUGAACCCUGCUUGCAGUGAACCAUGUUCUUUUAAUGAGUUAAUGACUUCCUAAAUUUAUCACCUGUUUCCCAAACAAGAAAUAGCAAUGCAGCUUACUUAACGUUAACAGUAUCCUAGUGCAAUAUUGCUUUAGGAUUCUUCAGUAUCUCCCUGUGUAUAAAUUACCUCUAUGUUGUCCACCGAUCGGUCAUGCAGUUUUCUUUUUUUUUAACGAUUAUUUUUAUAAAUUUUCAAAUUGUGUCCCAAUUUUGGAAUGUCCAUUUAUUAUUCAACCUGGCUCACCGCUGCAACCCCCGAACUAACUCGAGAGUGACGAAGACAAGCACUUGCGUCCUCCGAAACGAGUGCCGUCAGCUGUCUGCUUUUAUUCACUCUGCAAGCCCGCCGUGCAGCCAUAUCCAUAACUUACAGCGUCGGAGGACCUUGCAGUUCUACAGGCAUCUGGCCAGCCACAGGGUUCGCUGGUGUGCGGUGAGCCAAGGAGUCCCAGGCCGACCUAGCCCCUACCCCAUCCGGACAGCGCUUGGCCAAUUCUGCGCCGCAUCCUGGGAACUCCCGUCCACGGUCGGCAGUGGCACUGGCGAUCUCUAGGUUAUAGGGCGCAUCCUACACUCUGGGCGGAGUGCCUAUACCAGAUGUGCCACUCGGGAGCUCCGGUCAUGUAAUUGUUGUGCUUUCCCAUGGUGGUUUUCUACAAAUGUUGUCAUUCCAGGAGCAAUUGGGAGUCUUGUAUUGAUGGACAAUGUAGUCAAUGAAGCCACUGCAUUGAAGGAAGAUCUGGAAGCACAGGCUCCCCCUUGAGAUUUGUCAUGAUUGUUGAUGAGUAGUUGCAUACAACUCUCACACAGCUUUCAUAGAUUGAGUAGACAUGUCACCUGUAAUUUGAUUGACUUUCAGUGAAGUUAUGCCAGUUCAUUAAAUAUAUUUUUAUUUGAAUUUUUAGAAAUUCUAAAACAGUUUGUGGGAACUCUAUGCCCUGACAAAAGUUAAAAAACAUAUAUGCAUUAUAAAAUAGAUACAUACAGUAGAUAGGAAACUUAACAUGGUACAGUUAUGCAUGCAGUGACUGAAAGGGAUUGUGACAGGAUGGUCGAGUGGUGACGUCCCCAGACCAGGAAGUUGACAUUCACACAAGUACUGUGGGUUGAAGCGCUGAGCACAGGUUUAUUCAAAUUAAAUAAACAGAAACACGUUUACAAAAUAAGACAGCUCACAGAGCCAAAAUAAAAAGUUCAAACAAAAACACAAAAUCUUAUUAACCAAAACAAGUACCGUGCUUUCUCUUGUCUCUCUCCUACACGUUCCUCCUCUCUGAACACCCACCCUGAACACAGACAAAGACAAGCUUAUAUACACAUGGUCAUCUGCAAAUUAGCAAUCAUUUAAUCAAUGAGGAGAUGGCUACAUUCUGCACAAGACUUUUAAUAUGUGUGGUCGACAGCCAAUUUGUCAAUUAAUUAUUUGCUGCCGACCAUGCAUUCUGAUAGGAUGUAGUCUGGCAGAGACGAGCUUCAAACAUCCCCCUUCCAAACCACAUGAAACUAUAACAAUACAAUAAACACCAAACAAUACACCCAAAUCAUAACAAUAAACCAUUCUUUUUCAACCCAUAACAAUACAUUUAGCAGCAGGGCCACUGCCCUGCUACAGGGAUAUAUGGGCUCAAGUGCAAAUUACACCUGUGCCAGUAGUUAAAGAGUUAUUAUAGAAAAUGAAAAGUGAUUGGUUGAAGCUAAAUUAUGACAGAAUCUUAAGUCUGCAGCUAGCAUUUUGUACACUGCAGACGGUGCUGUGUAAAGGACCUCAAUAAUUUUGCAGACUAGCUAACUGAUCAGGUUAGACUUUAAUAGCUGUUGCCGGAUAGAGAAGGAAGAUUUAUUGAGCUGAUUUAUAGAUGUGAGGGAGGUCAGGGAGUUUUGAUUUAAACAAUGUUGCUGUGGCAUGGGAGGGGGCCUUCUCAAAGUUUCUUUCUUUUUCCUUCAGAGAACUUUUUCUAGAAAGUUCCCUCUCAAUGACAAUGACUUGUUUUUUUCUGGAAGCAGUCUGGAAGUGUAUACUGUAGACCUUAGUUUAGGUUUGUUUGUACAGUACCUUGUAGGUUUUUCAGUAUAGCAUAACACACGUCCGCCACAGCACAUGACCUUUACGAUGAAUGUACUGUAGCAAUUUAACGGAAGUUACUUCCAAUUAGUAAAGAGCCCAGUUUCGAUGGAUCCUUUUGAUUUAUGGGAGUGAUGCUUCGUAACUGGAGAACAUUGGGGUUGAGAUCAACAUUUGUUUUCAUUUUUUCUGACAUUUUAUUCAAUAUGUUGUGAGCUUCCGCAUAAAAAACUUAAUUUGACCAUUAAUUAAAUUGCCACAAGGACAAAACAUCUUAAUUAAUAUUGCGUAAUAGCUGGCAUGAAGCUACAGAACAAGUAGCUCAAACAACCAUGCUUCAUUCAAAAUCCAAUUUCUGUAGUACUCCUCAAGGCUACAAAUACAGUUUUGCAACACUGCAUGCUAUGUACUUACGAUUGAAGAUCACCAUAAUAAACUCUUGAGCUAUAACAACUCAUUUCCAAGAUUCCCUUUAUUUUUCUUCUAACUCUAAAAUAAUCAGAAACUGAGUGCAUAGACUUAGUGACUGAGGAUAGAACCCUGCCCCCUGGUUCAGAGAGCAGAGCUGUGCAAAAAUAGCUAUUUUUCCAGGGCAGUCACACACAUCUUUGUACUAUUUCUCAACUAUGUUGAAGAGAGUUCAAUUCAAACCACAGCUGCAACAUGAAGAGCUACAUAAAGUAGCCUGCAAAUGCAGUUGCUGCUUGCUCCUUGCUGUUAUAAAAGAUGUUACUUUCAGGCAGCAGUUUCAAAUAAGAGCAAAGGGAUAGAGAACCAUGUUUAAUUCUAAAUCCAAAUGUAAUUAUUAGUCUGUCCAGUUAUUUUGUAAGUAGUGCUGUGACUAACCAUAAGGCACUGUAAACUAAAAUGCAUAUCCAAAGAGAAGAAAAUAUUUUCAUGCUCACUCAUAAAAUGCCCUUAUUUGUUUUGUAACACCAUAAAAUUCAGCAAUUCAGCAUGUCAUUGUAAAAAUGUCAUCAAUUGUUUGACAUUGGUUUCUUUUCAUUCUUUUUUAUUUUACUGUCACUUUUGAGAGUCCCUGUUUGGACACAGAAGCCUGCCUGUGUAUUGAGCAAUAAAUACCAUUUAGCUCCCAUUUACUGUGGCACCAUCAAGCACUCCACAUGCAGAUUGUACCCCUCUUCUUCUAAACAGGUCCCUGCUUUUAUUAAUCCUCGUUAUUCUAAUCACUGCUAGGCUAUUUUGUCAAUUUAUUACCAGUCUGAACAAGUGCUAUGGAAAAUACAUUAGCUCUUUAUUUUAACAACAUGCAACAUCAGCACUCUGCCAAGCUUUCAAUUUCAGUGCUCCCUCGCUAUAACGCGGGUCUCGGGGGACACACAAUAUGAUCGUUAUAACCGAAGAGCGUUAUAAACAGGGGAGAGGGUGGAGAGAGCCAUAUACCAUGUAAUCAACUCUAUAUUUUUUUACGUGGAUCAUUUUAAUUAGCAGUUUUUAAACUAUAAAUAGCCUGGCUAAACGGUGGUCAUAAGUAGUUCAAUUCGAAGCGACAGACAAGAAACCAAGUGCGAGAAGGAGCGCGGGUCGAGCGAGGGGAAGAGGGAAUGGGCUCGCCCCAGGUUCGGCUGCCGGAUCAGGGCUGAAGUGUCUCGUCUCCCAGAGAAAGCUGAAGCUCGUCUCGCAGCAAAAAAGUAAAUACAUUAGGAAAGAUAACCACGUAAUAGGCCUAAUAUUGAUUUAGUUAUAAAACAAAUGCUGAAUUAGUGUUAUAUUAGGUGCCAGUGCAGCUUUUCUUCAGUUCAUGUACUGUAUCAAAAGGGAGAGACAGAAACGGAAGUUAGACUGAGAAGUUGUUUACAGUUUACACAACACCGGUACUGUAUUUACUGUAGAAAUAUUGCAUGAAUCACUAGUAUAGGGAAUCGGGGGACAUGCUGUAGGAGUAUUAUAUCCGAGGCACGUUAUAAUAGAGAGCCUUUUUGUGAGGGAGCACUGUAUUCCCUUUCCACCCAUUUUCAAACAGGUCCAUUUAGUUUAACUUGGUGUGUAUGGUCCCACCCAUUUUGCAUUGUGACCCCACCUACUUCCCUGAAUGCUGGCCCCGAAUGCAAAUACAGUAGACCGCUAAUGAAUAUAUACAGGGGAGAGUGCAAUGGUUUUAGAUAUGAUUACCAGACAAUACAGUGCAAUAUAACAUUUAUGUCUGUUUAUUGUUAACAGAAGAUGUCUAUAAUUGUAUGGUGCAAGAGCCUUAAUUUAUUAUACUUCCGUCCAUGCAACUCAGCUCUGAUUGAUAUCAGGGAUACCAGCACAAUUGAAUAAUUAAUUCCACAUUGAAGACGUACUUGUUUGAGUGUUCCUUUUUGUAGAUGGAUUUGAUCAUCAGUAAGAGCUCUUUAGUUUCUUGGUAUUUUAAUGAUAAGCACCCUGGGAUGCCUAGGUUUGAAUGUAUAAGGUAUAUUCGAUUAUAUAUAAGAGUAAUGUGCAUUGUGUAUUUUGCGAUUUGAUUAGAUGCUUGCUGACAGUGACGCUGUUUCAGAAUAAUUGUGUCCAUUUUGCAGUGCCCUGCUGUUGAACCCUACAUGCUAUUCAGCUGCUCCAGCCCAUUAACCGUCUGAUCCCUCUGAUUAGAAUCAGAGUUGGGCACUUGACCUUCAGAACCCUAUAGAGCUAUACAAAUCAGUAAGGCCCGGAGACACUGUGGACAGGAAAAUGCUACACAAAUCAUUACAUUUGCACUGAAUGCAUUAUUCAUAGACCGACCUGAUGAUAUUAAGGGCUGGAUACUUUAAAGAUCAGUCAGGGAUCAAGUCACCUUGCCACGCUACAGCACCCUCUACUGACCAGGUGCCUGGUAAACUCAAGAGGUCAUCUGCAAGGAAGCUUUUGUCCUAGAGGCUGGGAGCUUGGCUUACAUCCGUUCUCAAGCUCCUAAGUGUAAAGUGGCAGUUGGCUUGGUGCUGGUGCUUUCAUGUCUCCUUAGCUGUUGUGGGGUCUUACUGCAGUAGGGGAGCGUAAUUGGGCAUUCUAAAUGAAUUAAUGCAGGAGUUAAAUUCUUUGAUAAGACUGUGGCAAAAAUACUUAUUUCAGUAUUACUUACAUUCCAUUGAAAUAGUGUCCUUGUCCAACACUUAAAAUUGCUCUUUUAUUUAACUCUGUGAGGAUGGAUAUAGCCUACUUGGCAAUUAAAUCAAUGCAGUCUGAGCUUUACAAUGUAAGGAUGCUGAACGGUGUUGUAGCGCCACCUAACAGAUACAAUGCAGCAUUACAUUUAGCAGUGGCAUUUUUCUGUCAUCCCUCAACUUCCUGCACAGAAUCCCAUCCAUCUGAGUCACCUAAAGGUUCAUGGGAAGUUAAGUUAUCUAAUUGUUACUUGAGUGAUAUAGAGUGCAAGCAAACCAAAAAUAUAAUACAAAAUCUACUUUUAUUUAUUUUUUUAAACCCAUCUGUGUGGUCCAGUGGUUAAAGAAAAGGGCUUGUAACCAGGAGGUCCCCGGUUCAAAUCCCACCUCAGCCACUGACUCAUUGUGUGACCCUGAGCAAGUCACUUAACCUCCUUGUGCUCCGUCUUUCGGGUGAGACGUAGUUGUAAGUGACUCUGCAGCGGAUGCAUAGUUCACACACCCUAGUCUCUGUAAGUCGCCUUGGAUAAAGGCGUCUGCUAAAUAAACAAAUAAAUAGAUGAGAUCUUACUAAUGCAUUGUAAAGUUUUAACAUUACUUCCCUUGAUUUAAAUUCAACACAACAUAUCCGAGCAUCUUGUUGGUCUUUUUUAUAGCUUCCCCAAAUUGUCUAGAUGAAGACAUUUCUGAGUCAACAUAAACUCCUACAUUUUUUUCAUAGAUUCCUUCUUCAAUUUCAGUAUCUCCCAUAUGGUAUUUAUAAUGGACAUUUUUAUUGCCUGCAUGCAGUACCUUACACUUUUCUAUAUUAAAUGUAAUUUGCCAUGUGUCUGCCCAGUUCUGAAUGCUGUCAAGAUCAUUUUGAAUGACCUUUGCUGCUGCAACAGUGUUUGCCACUCCUCCUAUUUUUGUGUCGUCUGCAUAUGGAGCCAUAGGACAUUGGCUCGCUUAAACCAAAGAAAAAACAGCGGUGUUUAAGAAUGAAGCAUAUUUUAUAAAUUACCAAAUGGAUUGACAGUGUAGGACACACACCCUGAUGGUCUGUCUUUCAAAUUGUUUUACUCAUUUGUUAGGAGGACCUCACAUGUCUGAAUGUUUUU
This is a messenger RNA of Acipenser ruthenus (sterlet), 10873 nucleotides long. RefSeq names its product epoxide hydrolase 2, cytoplasmic (gene ephx2). Gene Ontology annotation, cellular component: peroxisome. Bases 96 to 1724 code for a protein of 542 amino acids. The transcript is spliced from 19 exons. Lineage: Eukaryota; Metazoa; Chordata; Actinopteri; Acipenseriformes; Acipenseridae. Gene Ontology annotation, molecular function: magnesium ion binding; lipid phosphatase activity. The record is from RefSeq and is a predicted model, not a curated record. Gene Ontology annotation, biological process: cholesterol homeostasis; phospholipid dephosphorylation.